CUUGGAUUCUUCUAUUUCUCGCUUCCUUGACUCCAGUGUUGACGUCCCUAUCCAGUCAUUCAGCCUGAAGAGUAAUCAUGACAUGUCAUUUUGUUAGAUCCUAGAUUGUUUUCUUUGCUACUUUGAUCCUUGUGCGCUUAUUGAGGCCUGCCUCCUAUGGGUAUCGUCCUUCACACUUCUACAGUGUAUAUUCACCGGACUCAAUGUGAUUCUGAAUCUGGUUCACUACAUCGCAAUACUCUGAUUAGCCACUACCCUCUCUGUUUGCACAGUGAUUUUGGACAGCCUCGGUACUCAAAGCGUCAUGUUUGCAUUUACAUCCAAGCGUCAGAGAGAUCAGGAGAACGAUGACUUCGAUGGGAACGCGACUCGGGAAAAGAAGAAGCACAGACCUCUAGCCCUACGGGCAUCCUCAACUACCCUCCAGUUCCCGUCACUCCAGAAAAGCAAUCGUGUUGUCUCCCGCUUUGGCCUUUCAACUCCGACCCCGGUGGAAUCCUCCGACGAUGACAAGGAUGAUAAUGGAGGUGGUAAAGCCGGCUAUGACUGCUCAGCUCAGCCUCUGAAUCUACCAAUACCAACGACAACUCAGCAAUAUGCGCAAAAACUUCCUACACUGAGCGCAAAUAUGGACAUUGAUAACUGGAAAGAAACACCAGAGUUUCAGAAUGCACCGAUCACGCACAGACUUGUGGACCAAUCGCUCAUCACAAGCGAACGGCCAACAGCACACUCAGCAUAUGGGGUCGUCCCUUCAGCAAAAGAUUCUGUCGCAAAAAGCCACCAUCAAGAUUCGACGUCUUCUACGCAGCAGGGUGCCCUUCGAGACCCGUACGCGACCCCGGAUAGAGUCUGGUGGUGCGGUCAACGCCUCCCUAGCCCGGUCAGUGACGAUGAGGAUGCCAUGGCUGUCAGCAGCAAAGACUCGGCGAGCGAUGCGGAUAUGACCUACUUGUCGCAGCCGGCGUCUCCUCCGCCAUGGGAUCCAGAAACUUUGGUCGACCUGCAGCCAUCGAUGAGGCUGGUGGACAAUGCGCACACUCCUGCGUCGAAGAAGAAGGUAGCAUUUUCCAUGGGGUACCGAGCGGAUUGCGACAAGUGUCGGCGCAAAGUCCCGGGUCAUUACAGUCACAUCAUCCGUCACUGAUACUUGGCACUUCUCCCUUCUUUUAUGGUCUAUGUUUUGCUUCAUCCUACUCGUUAAUUGAUGACCACGAUGAUACCAGGCGUUCUGGGAGGAUAUGCCGCAGGUAUAGGCGGCCGGGUUGUUUAGCUUAUGAUACCUACGAUUUCGGAGAAUUGAGGACUUUUAUUAGUACUAAUAUAUUACAUAAACAAGAUGAGGAAAGGGGAUUCAUAGAUUGGUGGUUAGAAGUCAGUUUCG
Molecule: messenger RNA, 1384 nt
Organism: Aspergillus ibericus CBS 121593
Lineage: Eukaryota; Fungi; Ascomycota; Eurotiomycetes; Eurotiales; Aspergillaceae
Exons: 2
Coding region: 305-1147 (280 amino acids)
Source: RefSeq, a predicted model, not a curated record